AACAAUUGUUUUGGUUUUUGUAUGAACAAAGUAAUCAUAGCAUAAUAUGUACAUAAUAAAUUUCAUUUGUUGAACAGCUUCGGGUGAAAUCUCAGUAUGGAUCAGAUCUCUGUUAAUAAUCAAAAUGAGCUCGAUGGUUUCAAUCGUCGAAUCGAAUAUUUCAAAUGUGAUUUUUGUCCGAGCACAUUUUGCGACGAGGACAAUUUCAAUUCACACGUUCUCAAUCAUUUUGAGAAGAAAAAUUGUGUGAACUGCGAUAAACUGGUAUUGCGAAUCGGUAGCAAAUGGUAUCAGCUGCACAUUGAUGAGAUUAAAAUUGAUGGGCCCGAGAAUCAAUUCAUCGAUUUAUACAUAAAGAAAGAAGUCGAUGAUAGUGACAAUGAUAUAGCUGAAUUCAACAGCGAGUCCAAUAUAAUCGAAACCAAUUCCUUCAAGGAUGACUCAGACCAAAACGCAGAUCAAAACACCGAAUUGGAUGUCUUCGACGAAUAUCAAACCGAAAUUGAUGAGAAAAUUAAGAGAAAAAGCAAGAGAAAAACUUCCAGUAAUAUAUAUAGUGAAAAUUCCGACAGAAAUACUUCAAAAGCAGUUGAAGCACAUAAACCGAGAGGGAAACGCUCUAUUUGUCGAAUUAAAUGCCGAAUUUGUGAUCGGAAUAUUUGGAAUUUCAAUUUGGAAAGUCAUUUGCAAAAGAUGCAUGUGCCGAAUAUAAUUGUGUCAAAGGAAAAGAUAAAAUGCGAAACAUGUGGCAAAUUUUUUGCGAACAAUGGAAAUCUGAAAAUUCAUCAAGCAAUACAUAGUGGCAUCAAACGAUUUGUAUGCAGCUACUGUGGCAAGAGCUAUCGUCAACUAUUUCAUUUGACUGAGCACAUGAAUGGGCACACCGGGGAAAAACCGUAUAAUUGCGAUAUUUGCCAUAAACGAUUUGGAAGAUAUCAAAUCCUUACCGCACAUCUGCGAAUCCACACAGGAGUUAAACCAUAUAAAUGUAACAUUGAAAAAUGCGAUCGAGCCUUUGCGUAUGAAAUCGAUCUAAGUCGUCAUAAAUACAGCGCACACGGAAUUAUUAAGAAAAAACAUAUUUGUUCAGUUUGUGCGAAAGUCUUUCCAGAAAAUAAAUUAUUAAAAAAGCAUCUGACGUCACAUUCGUCGGGAAACAUUCGACAAAAAGCCGGAUCAAAAGCAUAAUUUUAUCGUUAAGAUUUAUAUUCAACAAAAACACAAGCAUUUACUUUUAAAUACAAUCAAUAAAUGGUAUUUAUUUCUUGGUCAUAA
This is a messenger RNA of Contarinia nasturtii (swede midge), 1275 nucleotides long. RefSeq names its product zinc finger protein 492-like. Gene Ontology annotation, molecular function: chromatin insulator sequence binding. The record is from RefSeq and is a predicted model, not a curated record. Gene Ontology annotation, cellular component: chromosome. Lineage: Eukaryota; Metazoa; Arthropoda; Insecta; Diptera; Cecidomyiidae. The transcript is spliced from 4 exons. The coding region runs from base 97 to 1188 and encodes 363 amino acids. Gene Ontology annotation, biological process: regulation of transcription by RNA polymerase II.